Molecule: messenger RNA, 627 nt
Organism: Dentiscutata erythropus
Lineage: Eukaryota; Fungi; Glomeromycota; Glomeromycetes; Diversisporales; Gigasporaceae
Source: the annotation of a GenBank genome assembly
AUGGCACAUAAUGAAAGUACAUCCAAUUUCAAAAAUCUCAGUAAUCUUGAGUUUGGUAAUUCAACACAUGUUCUUGAGUCUGAUGAGCCGAUAUACGAUUUUGAAUUUAAUGGACCAAUAUGUGAUUCAGUAGUUGUUCAAGAAAAUAAAGACAUCGAAUUGGGCAGUUCCAAAGAGAAGCCAUAUGAAGAAAUGAAAGGACGUGUUAAAAAGAAUUCUAAUGGAAUUAUACGAAAAAGAACAAUGUUGUGUGAACAUAGUGGUGAAUAUAAACCUAAAAACACACAAUUGACUAAAGAAACAAGCACAAAAUAUAUCAAAUGUCCGUGGCAUAUAAAUUUGUCACAACCGCAGAAGAAUAAUCCUAAUGGAAAUGUUUAUAUUACUAUAUUAGACAAUACUCAUAAUUAUGACUUGUCCUCUUAUAGAACAAAAUUUUUUAAUGAUAGUGAACUUACCCAAGAAAUGUAUGAAAGGGUAGAAUUUUAUAUGAAUGCUAUUAAGUUAAAGCUGCUACAAAUUCAGAGCGCUUUACGGAAAGAAUUUCCCAACCAUGAAGUUUAUUUUUCUGAAAUUCAUAAGGCAACAGCAAAAUAUUAUAGUGAAAAACGAAAGGAUAUAUUAAGG